AUGACAGGGAGGCAGCAGGACGGGGAGACAGAGGGACGGGGAAACUGCGGGACAGGGAGACAGCGGGACGGGGAGACAGCGGGACGGGGAGACAGCGAGACUGGGAAACAGGGGGAAGGGGAGACAGAGGGACGGGGAGACAGCGGGACCGGGAGACAGUGGGACGGAGAGACAGUGAGAGCGGGAGACAGCGGGACGGGGAGACAGCGGGACAGGGAGACAGCAGGACAGGGAACCAGCAGGACAGGAAGACAGCAGGACAGGGAGACAGCAGGACAGGGAGACAGCACGACAGGGAGACAGCAAGACUGGGAGACAGCAGGACUGGGAGAGAGCGGGACGGGGAGAGAGCGGGACGCUGAGAGAGCGGGACGGGGAGACAGCGGGACGGAGAGACAGCGGGACCGGGAGGCAGUGGGACGGAGAGACAGCGAGAGCGGGAGACAGCGGGACGGGGAGACAUCGGGACAGGGAGACAGCGGGACAGGGAGACAGCGGUACAGGGAGACAGCGGGACAGGGAGGCAGCGGGACAGGGAGACAGCAGGACAGGGAGACAGCGGGACCGGCAGACAGCAGGACAGGCAGACAGCAGGACAGGCAGGCAGCAGGACAGGCAGACAGUUGGACAGGGAGACAGCAGGACAGGGAGACAGCAAUACAGGGAGACAGCAGGACAUGGAGACAGCAGGACUGGGAGAGAGCGGGACGGGGAGACAGCGGGACGCUGAGACAGCGGGACGGGUAG
Messenger RNA from Schistocerca gregaria, 747 nucleotides. Its product is annotated as ice nucleation protein InaU-like. The record is from RefSeq and is a predicted model, not a curated record. The transcript has a single exon. NCBI's taxonomy places the organism in Eukaryota, Metazoa, Arthropoda, Insecta, Orthoptera, Acrididae. The coding region runs from base 1 to 747 and encodes 248 amino acids.